This is a messenger RNA of Nanorana parkeri, 2356 nucleotides long. It is a transcript of the gene CERK, whose product is annotated as ceramide kinase. Lineage: Eukaryota; Metazoa; Chordata; Amphibia; Anura; Dicroglossidae. Gene Ontology annotation, molecular function: kinase activity. The record is from RefSeq and is a predicted model, not a curated record. The transcript is spliced from 15 exons. The coding region runs from base 178 to 1944 and encodes 588 amino acids.
CGUCGCUCAUUUGCAUACGGGGUGACGCAGUAGGCGGGGUUUCCGAAGCUGCCCGAGCAGACAAUGGAAGUCGCGGACCGCUAGCUGAGCAGGAGGGGGCCAUGUGAGUGAUGUCUGUAGGGGGGCCGAGCACCGGCGGGGUAUGACACCUCCUACAGACGCUGUCCCAGCGAUACAAUGGAGCCUGUACAGCCGUCCGCUCCACCGGUGCUGUGCUCGGUGCUGUCCGUGAAAAGUCACAGCUGUGAGGUGACCCUGGACUCCGGUCGGGCGCUGUUGUCCUGGAGGGAAGUGAGGCCGCGGAGGGGGAGAGAGCGGAGCCGAGCUGGCAUGUGCUUGACACAAGCAUUUCAUAGAGCAAGAGGCAGCUUGACUCACCGGUUACCUUCAGCUGCUCACAUUGUCCCUGUAUCGGAAAUAGUUUCAGUUGGAGAAGCGGAAAUUGAUGAGAAGUACUAUGGCAUGCAGUGGAAGCACAUGUGUAAACCUCAUGCAUUUACUGUGCACUAUGUACAGAGAAUGAAGAAGCAUCGCUGGCGGUGCAAAGCAGUGACCUUCUGGUGCAGUGAUGAACUUCUGUGUUGCCACUGGUUACAAGCACUUAAUGAUCUUCUGGAGCAACAGACUUGUAGGCCAAAGCACUUACUAGUUUAUAUAAACCCAUACGGUGGAAAGAAGAAAGGAAGGCAGAUAUAUGAGAAGAAAGUGGCUCCAUUGUUUAGUCUUGCCUCUAUCACUACAGAUGUCAUUGUGACAGAAUAUGCAAACCAUGCUAGAGAUAAUCUUUAUGAAGUCAAUCUGGAUAAAUAUGAUGGGUGGGUAUUAUAUGGUUCCACAGACUGUGUUUGUUUUGCUACCGUGGGAAUCAAUGAUCCAGUAACUUCAGCUUUGCACAUCAUAUUGGGUGAUUCUCAGCCCUUGGAUGUUAGUUCAGUUCAUGACCAAAAAACAUUAUUGAAGUACACAGUUUCAUUAUUGGGUUAUGGUUUUUAUGGAGAUGUCGUGAAAGGCAGUGAAAAGAAUAGGUGGCUGGGCCCUGCCAGAUACGAUUUUUCAGGUUUUAAGACUUUUCUAUCUCAUCGUUACUAUGAAGGGACAGUGUCUUUCCAACCAGCAGAGUGGGCAGUAGGAUCUCCAAGGGAUAAAAUCUAUUGCACAUCUGGGUGCUACAUUUGCAGGCAAAUGGAGGAGCAGCAGACAGCAGAGACCUGUGGGUUACAACACAAUGUAGUUAGAACUAAGACCGAGAUUGUAUUUUCUUUAGGUUUUAAGACUUUUCUAUCUCAUCGUUACUAUGAAGGGACAGUGUCUUUCCAACCAGCAGAGUGGGCAGUAGGAUCUCCAAGGGAUAAAAUCUAUUGCACAUCUGGGUGCUACAUUUGCAGGCAAAUGGAGGAGCAGCAGACAGCAGAGACCUGUGGGUUACAACACAAUGAACAAGAGAACUGGAAAACUGUCAAAGGAAAAUUCAUGGCAAUUAACGCAGCCAUCAUGAGCUGUGCUUGUCCUCGCAGCCCGAAGGGUCUCUCACCAGCAGCUCACUUGGCAGAUGGGACUGCAGAUCUCAUUUUAGUCCGUAAAUGCUCAAGGAUAAAUUUCCUACGGCACCUUAUCAGGCACACAAAAAGCAAUAGUGAUCAGUUUGAUUUUCCAUUUGUUGAAGUCUAUCGGAUAAAGACUUUUCAGUUUACUCCUAAACAUUCUGAAGAUGAUGAUGCUGAGAGCACUGAUUUGGGAAACAUUGGGAAAAAGAACUUUCCUCAGAUCUGCACAGAUCACCCAUCUUGUGGCUGCAAUCAGGUGAACAGUGUCUGGAAUUGUGAUGGGGAAUCCCUUGAACAGACUGCCCUUGAAAUGAGGGUCCACUGUCAACUUAUCAGACUGUUUGCACGAGGCAUUGAGGAUUCCCAUAAAGAAGAUGAUGAAAACCCAAGCAGGGUUUAAUAAUGGAUUAUAUUUUGUUCAGUCUUUUGUGGUGUUUCUUUAUUUAUUUAACAGCUUAUACGUUAUCCAGUUUGAAGAAACUGGUGUGAAAUAUGAAGAUAAAUAUCUAAUUAUAUUUUAAGUUUGAUGUUUCUGUAAUUUAUCAUGAUUUGAUGAACUCCAAAAUCAUGGCUUUAUUGAAGACAUUUGUGUAAACUGAAAGAUUGUUCUUACUAGGCUUUGCAGUGUUUUUGUUUUUUUCCUGAAAUGUUACUACUUAUCUUGGUGUCCUAUAGUUUCAAGGCAAAUUGCAUGUGUUUCUGAAGACACCUAGAACAUAAUAUAGGCAUUGUGCAUAACAUCUAAUAAAGUGGAUCAUUCUAUUUAGGUAGACAAACCGUGAUCUAGAAUAAGAUUUAUUAUAGUAUGAGGU